Molecule: messenger RNA, 2244 nt
Organism: Dovyalis caffra
Lineage: Eukaryota; Viridiplantae; Streptophyta; Magnoliopsida; Malpighiales; Salicaceae
Source: the annotation of a GenBank genome assembly
AUGGAGCUAAACACACCCAAUAAGAACCAAAUCCCCUCUGCUAACCCUCUCUCUCAAUUCGAGGAUUCUCCUGUGUUUAAUUACAUCAACAAUCUCUCACCAAUUGAGUUAGUCAAGUCCAUACACACUGGUCAAGCAUUCAACUUGCCAUCAUUUGCAUCCCCUCUUUCUGUAUUCGCUUCACCACAGCUUAGUUCUCAGAGCGACACUAGAUCAUUUAUUAGAAGGGGUCAGUUCUCAGAGCCUUCAAAAGCUGAGCUCCUUCAAAGUAAAGAUGAAAACAACACAAACAAAGGGGUUUUAGAGGCUGCUAAAUUGACUGGUUUGAGUGUUGAACAAUCAGAAUGCUUCACUCCUGGGAAUUCAGGUAAAGGGGUUAUUACUAAGCCACCUGAUAAGCACUUGGAAUUACCAAUUGAGGAGCCAAAAGCUUUGAAAUAUGAUCGUGCUAGUCCGGAUGAUAACAUGAUCAUGGUGCCUCUCAAUGCAAUUACUGAGCCAGAGACAGCAGGCAAUUCAAAUGAGAGAUAUCGUUCAUUUAAAAGGGAAAAGGAUUUGCGUAAAAUUGGUCGAACUGGGCAAAAUGAAGACGAAGCAGGAUGUGAUUGGGUGGCUCUGAUUUCUGAUGUAGCUGAUAUCUUGACCUUCGAGCCGUCCAUUGAUGAAGAAUCUGCUGAGGAGCAAAAAAUGGUGGAUCCUGGGAUCAUAUCUUUUAUCUCAAAUGUCCUACAGAUCCCACAGGAUAACAGCAACGAUUCAGAAACUUCCCAUUGUGUAGGUUCUUCCCAGAAAAGUGAAAUGGGAGAGCCAGGAAUUCAGCCAGUAGAAUUUGGAGAACAGAAUGAAGCAGAUCAGACACCAUCUGUACUUCCUAGCACUUUACGAGAUAAACCAGUAGUUACUGAUGCGGCUGCAAAAGUGGAAAUUAGGGGGAAGAACUGCCAGUCUAUCAGCAAGCAGCAUAAAAUACGAAGGCGGUGCCUGGUUUUUGAGAUGGGAGCUCAUAAAAAGAAAUUAGCAUUUGAAUCUAAUAGUAGUUCAACCUCGUCACAACCAGAUCAUAAUGGUGCCUGUGUGGAAAAGCAUGCAACUCCUAGGAGGACAGAUAAGGGAAAGACAUUAUCUGCAUUAUCUGGAAGGGGUAUUGGUUUGCACUUGAAUGCUCUUACUGCUGCAAGCAAUGGUAAAGCUGUCAAGAUUGAGACUCUAGCUUCUGGAAAGCAAGAAAUUAGCCAACCUCCUUCCCCUGCUGCGAACAUGACAUCUGGUCAUGAUCCUAUUAUUAAAUCCUUAGCUCUGACCGCUGUGGAAACAGAUUUUGUUCCUUUCGAUGACAAAAAUAAGGUCAUGGAAGAUGCUCCGCGCACAUCAAUAGUCUUGAAUGAAGAGUUUGGCAUAAGCAGUCCCAAAAUGAAGAGGCAAAAAUUGGAAUACCUUGGAGCAUCAUGCAAGCGCUGCAAUUGUAAGAGAUCGAAAUGCCUAAAGCUGGGCCAGAAUCUUGAUUGCAGUGGAUUUAAACAUUAUUGUGAAUGCUUUGCUGCUGGUCUCUACUGUAUUGAACCUUGUUCGUGUCUGGAUUGUUUUAAUAAUCCUGCUCAUGAAGACACUGUUCUGGAAACUCGCAGACAGAUUGAGUCGCGCAACCCUCUUGCAUUUGCUCCCAAAGUGAUUAGAAGCUCGGAUUCUGUUUCUGAAAUUGGGGGUGGUGUUGGUUGCUCUUCCUACUGUAGAUGCGAAGGAUGUAAAAACACUUUUGGUUGCAAGGGUGGAGUUGAAGAAAAUGACCUCAAAUGGGAGGAAUCUAAAACCCAUGAAGACGCAUCAGACCUGAAUUUACUUGAUAUACCUGGUGAAGAGCAUCCAGAUCUUAUGGUAACUUCUAAAAAUUCCAGGUCUCCAGUUCAUCCACAAAUCCCCAUUAGUGGGCAGCCUCCAGGAUCUUCCUUUUGUGAUGUUGGUCCAUCAACUAAAAUACGCACCAUCCAAAAGUUCAGAACAAACUUUUUCUAUCACCAGCCUAAAUAUGAGAAGCAUCUUCAGGUCAUUCCAGAAGAUGGAACCCCUGAGGUUCUGAACAGCAAUUGCUCGCCUACAAGGGGAGUUAAGUCAGUCUCUCCAAACUGCAAGAGGGUUUCACCUCCUCAUCAUGGUUUUGGGUCAUCAGCUGCUUGGAAGAGGGGUAGAAAGUUGAUUCUGAGAUCUGUCUCCCCGUCCCCUUCUCUCAACCCACCAUGUGAGCAAUGA